This is a messenger RNA of Trypanosoma theileri, 2271 nucleotides long. Its product is annotated as plectin-like protein. The transcript has a single exon. The record is from RefSeq and is a predicted model, not a curated record. The coding region runs from base 1 to 2271 and encodes 756 amino acids. Lineage: Eukaryota; Euglenozoa; Kinetoplastea; Trypanosomatida; Trypanosomatidae.
AUGUUAGAACGCCGUGUGGAGUCUGUUGAGCAGCGGGCAGCCGCGAUGGAGCGGGCCAUUAUGGUCGCCAUGCAAGAAGUCGACAACACCCGCGCGGCCCUCACAGAACGCAUGGAUGAACUUCAACAGAAAUGCCUAGUUGGAGAAUCCACAUCCACCCCCUCACAUAAGGAAGAGAAUAGAAAUAAUAAUAAUAAUAAUAAUAAUAAUAAUAAUAAUAAUAAUAAUAUGAAAGGAGUUACGAGGCGCCAGCUGGAGGAAGUAUUACAUGUUGCCGCAGAAGCUUUAGCAGUAUCAACAGCACAGAAAAAGAAAUUAGAAUUACAUGAAGUUCAUUUUAAUGCGCUAGAAAAGGAAGUGGUGGCUUUACGCUCUCGAGUAGAAAACUCCAUCUAUGCUGUAGGGAUAUUACCAAAAGAUAAUUAUGAUCAACAACAAGAAGAAGAACGGAGGAAUUUGUUUAAUGUAGUAAGUCCAUAUCAUAAUAGUCCACAAAGAGAUAAUAAUAAACUCUAUUCCUCAACAGAUAAUAUAGAUCUCAUACACCAACUACAAAAGCGGAUUACACAAUUAGAAUAUCAACAAACAUUAUGGCAAAACUCUGCACAACCAAAGUUAGAUACCAUUGAGGAGAAUAUUGGAAGUAUGGUAGAGACACACGUUAGACAACUUCUUCGUGAACAACAACAACAGCAACAAGAAGAGAAAUCAAAAAAUGGUUUAGAUUCUAAUAAGCAACAGGCUUCUCCUUUUCAUUCUACUAUUAUUAGUGGGAAUAAUAAUAGAGGAGGUCUUGUGAGUUCUCCCUCCUCUGGUGUACAUGGGACCUUAGAUGUACGUACACUUCGUAUAGAUAUUGAUGUUCUCCGACAAGAUCUCGUUCGCUGCGUUGUGGAGAUUGAAAAAGUAAUGGAUCAACAACAACGCCUUGGCACACGUGUUCACAGUUGUGUAAAUACAAUUCAACGACAAGAGGCGGAACUCCAAUCGAUUGCGGAGGAACAAAAGAGUCUCCUGCAAUCUCAAGUCGCUCAUCUGGAGAUGCAGCAAACGACGGCUUUGGCUCGGCAGGAGAAACAGUUGGCGGCUGAACGGCAUCGUUUACAUACAGAAAUGACCGCAGAAGUUCAUCGUGUCUGUGAACGGCAGAGUGAAAUGAUGCAACAAACCGAAAAACAACGACUGGAAACCCUCUCAGCAUCAUAUGAUCGAUUGCGGGAUGAAUUACGUCUGGCGGUUCAUAAACAACAAGAGGAAUUACGAUUGGCAGUUGAACAGAUGGAAGAAACGAUUAGACGUCUCCAACGUGAAAUGAAUACGCGGCAGUUAACAGCGGCCCAACAAGUGCAGGAAGUCACUUCACAGGCUUUAUCAACCGGAAAUGAUCAUCUUCAACGUAUUGUACACGAGACACAGGCAGAUCUCCGUCGAUUACAACACACGAUGGAAGAUCGUGCAGAGCAACAGCAGCAAUUCACUAAAUAUAUGGAAGAAACCGUGCAGAAACGCAUUGGGGAUGAAGUACGACGUGUGCGGAUCUUCACAAGUGAUACAACCGUGCGAUUACAACAACAGGUGGAAGAGGAAGUACAACGGUAUGUGCGCUUAUCUGAACAGGAGUUGUUAGCAGAGAUUCGACAAGAUAUUGAACGCAUAGAUGCCGCGGUGAAGUUAUUGGAAGAACAACAAUUAACAUUGCGUGAGGCGAUGCAAGCAGCGGUGGCUCCAUCUUCUACAAUGGCAAGUUUAGAUCAACGUGUGAGUGUACUCCGGGCAGAUUUCAAAGGAUUGUGUCUGCAAUUGCAGGAGAUUCAACAUAAUUUACAUACAGCGGAGGAAGUGGGACUCACACCGCACAUAUUAGGAAAACAACAACGGAUGUUACUAGAAGAUGUGAUGGAAAUUAAAUCACGACUCCGUCAAUGUGAGGCAAAACAAAUAGAUCCUGUGAAGAGUCAUCAUACCAAUAUAGAUACGGCGAGAGUAGUGGUUGUACCGCACUUUGUUGGGGAUAAUGCCAGUCAAUCCACACCUGUACGUCCUGGUGUGCCAUCGACAAUAAAUACAAGAACAAAUGAGAAAACAAAUACAACUAAUAUCAAUACUACUAAUACUAUUGGAGAAGGAAGAAUGGAAGGAUCAUCGGUACGUGCAUUUCGAAGUCCAGGUGUAUUUGCUGGACUUAAUCAGAGUGCUGUUGUGCGAAAUACGCCAGGUGCUCAUUCUUCUGUAAAUGGAACCUUUGAUCCUCUUGCUGGUGUAUUUGAUUAA